Lasiodiplodia theobromae is the source of this 1524-nucleotide messenger RNA. RefSeq names its product Cytochrome p450 protein. Gene Ontology annotation, molecular function: monooxygenase activity; oxidoreductase activity, acting on paired donors, with incorporation or reduction of molecular oxygen; heme binding. Lineage: Eukaryota; Fungi; Ascomycota; Dothideomycetes; Botryosphaeriales; Botryosphaeriaceae. The transcript is spliced from 6 exons. The record is from RefSeq and is a predicted model, not a curated record. The coding region runs from base 1 to 1524 and encodes 507 amino acids.
AUGCCCGAUGAUCUAAAACUCGGAAACACAUACCAACUACCAGAGAACAAGCCAUGGAUAUAUUUCGAGAAGCUAUCGCGCCAAUACGGGUCCCCGUUGCUAACCUACUGGAUUGGGCGCAAUCCGACCGUCUGGAUCAACGAUGCUUGGACCGCGUCUGAACUGCUCGACAAGCGUGCUGGCAUCUACUGUUCACGGCCGCGGAUGCUGGUUUUCGCGGAGCUGGGAAUGGGUCAAAAGAACCUACUGAACAUGUACACCGACACGCAGGCAGGGCGUGACCGAUGGCGGAUACAUCGCAAGCUGAUGCACUCGGGCGUUGGAAUCCAGCAAGUACGCAAGUAUCGCACAUUCCAAGACAACGAAAGCAGGGUCGUUGCAUACAAUCUCCUGUCGAGCCCAGAGAGAUUUGUCGAGCACUUCGAACGCUAUGCUACCAGCGUGGUGAGCAUCAUUGCAUUUGGACGAAGGGUCGAAAGUCCCGAGGAUCCGAUCAUCACCGAGGUCAUCGCCGCCAUGCAUCUAGCUGCCGACCUCAACGUACCAGGCAAGAAAUUCCCCAUGCUCCUAGAGACCUUUCCCUUCCUUGCCCGCUUCCCCAACGAAAUCGCGCCCUGGAAGCACGGCCUUGGCGCCCGCGGCCGCAAAGGCGCGCACCGCUUCUUCUACGCUUUGGCGCAAGAAGCCGCCGCACAGCCGGGCCACGACGACCUCAGCUACGUCAAACAUCUCAUGCGCGAAGCGCCCAAACACUCACUCGACCCGGAAGAAGUGUCUUCCCUAACCGGCAACCUCUUCGGCGCCGGCUCCGACACGUCGUCCUCGACCCUCAUCACCUUCGUCCUCGCGUGCUGCGCCUUCCCCGACACGCUCCCGCGGGCGUGGGAGGAGCUGGACCGCGUGGUCGGCAGCGGGCGCAGCCCGAGUUUGGACGACGAGGCGGCGCUGCCGUACGUGCGGGCGUUCGUGAAGGAGGUGUUGCGGUGGCGGAGUGUGGCGAUUAUUGGGGGCCAGCCGCAUGCGCCGGUUAAGGAUGAUUGGUACGGGGGCUACCUGAUUCCGAAGGGCGCGUGGGUGCAGGGGAAUGUGUGGGCGAUUCAUCACCACGAGCGCGAGUUCCCCGAUCCGGAUCGCUUCGCGCCGGAGAGGUAUUUGCAGGGGAGUGAGCUCGCGAGGCCGUUUCCGGGGGAGCGCGGGUACAUGACGUUUGGGUGGGGGAGGAGGGUGUGCUCCGGGCAGGCGUUGGCGGAGCAGGGGACGUGGUUGAGUGUUGCGAGGAUGCUGUGGGGGUUCAGGAUUGAGAAGGCGAGGGAUGCCGGGGGGAGGAAGGUUCCGGUGGAUAUUAAUUACUAUACAAAUGGCCUCAAUUGGAGACCGCGGCCUUUCAAGUGCAGCUUUAAGCCGCGGAGCCUGGAAAUCAUGCAGACCAUUGAGCGGGAGGGAAGGCAGGCUUUACAAGAGCUGGAGGCUUAUGCUGGCACAACAGAAUAUAGGAUGUCGCUGUUUGCGAAGAGAAAGCAGUAG